Haliotis rufescens (red abalone) is the source of this 534-nucleotide messenger RNA. RefSeq lists its product as uncharacterized. The transcript has 3 exons. NCBI's taxonomy places the organism in Eukaryota, Metazoa, Mollusca, Gastropoda, Lepetellida, Haliotidae. The record is from RefSeq and is a predicted model, not a curated record. The coding region runs from base 133 to 534 and encodes 133 amino acids.
AUCACUACACGACUAAAACAUAUCCAUCGAUUAUAUGACGUAUUGAUGAAUGCAGGGUCAUGACACGGAAUCAUUUGGUUUGUGCGUGGCCAGUCAGUCGGAAACGAGGGCAGUCGGGAUUUUACAGGAGAAAUGGCGACCUGUCCGAGGGACUUCUAUAUGGAUGGAAAAUCUGGAAAGUGUCAGUCUUGUGCUGAGCUGUGCCAUCAAGCCGAAGUUAGGGGAACUGUCGAACUUUGCACCAACCUUUGUCCAGUGUCUUCAGAUAACUCUGUUCCGGAGGCUUACAUUGACACGGCUACAACCACCAGUGCAACUGAGGCAGCAGUUAUUGCACCGAUCGAUGAUGAGAACCUGAUACCAGAGGGGGUGGUCAUCACACUGGCAGUGGUCAUCAUCCUAGUGUCCCUGGCGGCCUUGGUCAUCCUACUGUUCUGUGAAAGAAUUGAAAAACACGCAAGCCAUCGGAGAGGGCUGGAUGAGGACGUGGAACCGUCGGUUACCCUGAAUAGCGUCCCUGUGAAUCUGCAUUGA